AUGGAUCUUGGUCUUGCCUGGAACAGGAUCCAAGUCAUCGAGUCAGCAUUCUAUGUCGCAAGCCAUCUUUCACAAAGUAUUGGUGGUUCUGUGAGCCCUCUAAACGUCAGAGGAUACGGCGAGGAACAACCAGACAUCCCGUCCAUUGAGUUUCUGACUUGGAUGUUGAAUGAUCUUGGAGGCGACAGAUUCGGAUCAUUUGUAUUGGACUACUUCAAACACGUGUCUCGAUCAACACUUAAGCAUAUGGGACUGUCGCUUCUUCGCAAGACUGCAUCUCCCCAUGACACUGUCCUUUACACGGUCUGCGUCAAUUCAAUGGCCUACAAGUUCAUAAAUUGCCUGUUGAUGGAUGAAGAUGAUGGCGAGCUCUCCCAGAUGCUACGGGAACGCGCUUCGAAGCCACCCUUUGCGGUGGUUUGCGUCGAUCUCCGCCUCCAUGCAGCCGCCAAUUCGCAAGGUGUAACUGAAGAAGAGUACUUCUGCGCCAUGUGGUGCUAUAUGCUUGACAGAAACUAUGCCUGGAAGCUUGGAAGAUCCGGCGGUUUCGUCACCCUUGUACCAGGCAUCGAUGAUAUUCCAGUCUCUGAGCUUUUCUCCAUUUACAUGGAGUUGGCGCAUGUACAAAGUGUGCUGAUUCCCUUCCUCAAUGACGAAUCUUUCUCGGAAAGAGAAACGGCAGGCCAAUCCUUUAGUCAUGCGCGAAUCCAGUUAUUCCUGAAAAUGGAUAGAAUUCGGCGCAAGAUAGACCAGGUCUCACCUCCCUCGCCGCAGUGGAAAGGCCUGGAUGUCCGCUGCGAAGUCGCGGCGCUUGAUUUCGGUUAUCAUUCAAUCAUGACCACCAUCCUGCACUUAACCCAAGUGAACUCGGGUGAGAUCCAUGGCGCUGGAGAGCUUUACCUCCAGUCAGCUCGCCAGGAACUCUCGGCACUGGUAUGUCUGUGCCGACCAAGCGAUCAGCAAAGGACUGCUGCCUUUCUGCACUGGACUUUGCUCUACUAUCCUCUGACCGCCUGUUUCGUCCUGUUCUGCAACGCCGUCGCGACAUCCCAUCUAGGCGACUUUCACCUUUUAAAGACGGUCGCGAACUGCUUGAUACAAAGCGGGACAGUCAGUCAACCGAUUGCCACAUUGCAGCGGCUGUUCCAUGAGUUUGUCUUGCUAUCCCAGACCUUCAUCAGUGAACCAGGCUCAUUGGCGCCUGUAGAUGACGGGGUUCUCGAGAAGCGAUCCAACCUCACACAAGGACCCACUCCUCAUCGUAGCUCAAUGUCCCUGUACGGGAUAGACUCUGCACCUGGACAGGAGGCGACGUUAUCAGGUGUAGACGACUAUUUCUUCAGUUCGUCAUCUUCUGUGUUCGAUCAGAUGCUGUCUCAAGGCGAGCUGGCAUUCCUCAGUGAAUCACAUUCUGAAGGAAACCUCGCUAGUGAGAUGUAUGGCUAUCAGCAAUGUAACUCAUGGUCCAGUUGA
Molecule: messenger RNA, 1473 nt
Organism: Aspergillus fischeri NRRL 181
Lineage: Eukaryota; Fungi; Ascomycota; Eurotiomycetes; Eurotiales; Aspergillaceae
Product: transcription factor domain-containing protein
Exons: 7
Coding region: 1-1473 (490 amino acids)
Source: RefSeq, a predicted model, not a curated record